CGUCACACGUAAGGUCAUAAGGAAAGAAGUAUGGCCGCCGUGUUGCGAGGGUCUCGUCUCCUAGUGGGAAGGUGUUGCAAGAAUGUUGACUUUGCACUUGUCUCCUCAAGGUCGAUGGCCUCCAAGACACAGGUGGGGUUUAUUGGCCUGGGUAACAUGGGGAAUCCAAUGGCAAAGAAUCUGCUGAAGCACGGAUACCCGGUCAUCGCCACAGAUGUGUUCCCUGAGUCCUGCAAGGAGGUGCAGGAGCUGGGUGCCCAGAUUGUGGACAACCCUGCUGAAGUGGCGGACAAGGCUGAUCGCAUCAUCACCAUGCUUCCAUCUAGUCCUAACGUGAUCGAUGUAUAUACCGGACCGAAUGGCAUAUUGAAGAAGGUUAAAAAAGGCUCCCUGCUCAUCGACUCCAGCACGAUUGACCCUGCCGUGACAAAAGAAAUGGCUGCUGCUGCAGAGAAGAUGGGUGCUGUCUUUAUGGACGCUCCUGUGUCAGGAGGUGUCGGUGCUGCAAGCGCAGGGAAGCUGACCUUCAUGGUGGGAGGAGCGGAGGAGGAAUUUACUGCUGCUCAGGAGUUGCUCAGCUGUAUGGGUGCUAACGUGGUCUACUGUGGUCAAGUUGGAACUGGACAGGCUGCCAAAAUUUGCAACAACAUGCUCCUCGCCAUCGGAAUGAUCGGUACGGCGGAAACUAUGAACUUGGGAAUCAGACUUGGACUCGACCCUAAACUGCUGGCGAAGAUUCUAAACAUGAGCUCGGGCCGUUGCUGGUCCAGUGACACCUACAAUCCUGUCCCGGGAGUCAUGGAAGGUGUCCCAUCUGGGAACAACUAUCAAGGAGGAUUCGGCACUCAGCUGAUGGCCAAGGAUUUAGGACUCGCACAGAGCACAGCAACCAACACCAAAACCCCUGUCCCUCUGGGGUCCCUGGCUCACCAGCUAUACCGUAUGAUGUGUGCACGUGGUUAUGCCAAUAAAGAUUUCUCAUCUGUGUUCCAGUUUCUGCGUGAGGAGGAGGGCCAGUAACGCCGGCCUCUCACUGGCCCCCCUCCCCGUCCGAAGCCAGGAGAAUAGCGUAGUACGGCUGCAGGUUGCUAUAAGGACAGUUAUUGUUUUCCAAAAGACAUGAUGCUGGGUAAGCUCCAGGAGCUAGGAGAUCAUGUGAGCACUUCUCUCCUAUUUCCCAUGUGAUCUAGUCCUCCCCUCUAUGCAGCACUCCUUCAGGUUUAGAGGCGAAAUAGUCAGACAUGCUGUGGAUCGGGCGGUCCAGCAACAUCGUGCUGCUUCAGAUGUGUGACGGCGAUAAGGUUCAUAAUCAUCCAUAGCCUGUGACUGUUUUUAUGUUACAUUUUUUUCAUUGGGGCUUCUCCUCCUGACUGAGAUAAGAGCGAUCUGUUUAGGUAAAAGAUGGCUUGUGAUGUCAGAUUUGACAAUAAAUGUAUCUUCUACA
Messenger RNA from Synchiropus splendidus (mandarinfish), 1444 nucleotides. RefSeq names its product 3-hydroxyisobutyrate dehydrogenase b (gene hibadhb). Gene Ontology annotation, biological process: L-valine catabolic process. Bases 31 to 1020 code for a protein of 329 amino acids. The transcript is spliced from 8 exons. Gene Ontology annotation, molecular function: NAD binding; 3-hydroxyisobutyrate dehydrogenase activity; NADP binding. Gene Ontology annotation, cellular component: mitochondrion. NCBI's taxonomy places the organism in Eukaryota, Metazoa, Chordata, Actinopteri, Syngnathiformes, Callionymidae. The record is from RefSeq and is a predicted model, not a curated record.